UCAACGCCUACCCAAUGAUGAGGUGGCGUUGAUGAACUCCACCAUCUGACCCAUUCGAGCUUCACAGCAAUACUGACGACCUCAGAAUUAUCGAGACUUCAAGUCCGAGUCGGUCGUAAAUCGCAGAUCGGAGAUCGGAGACAGAAGCAGCAGUCAGCUGAUCACAGAGCGGCUCGCCGGAGCGAGGUUCGAAAGCAGCAUGUUGCCGCUCACUCUCCUCAACGCCGCAAAGGGCAAACCGAUGCUGGUAGAGCUCAAAAACGGAGAGACUUUCAAUGGAACGUUGGACCUAUGCGAUAACUUCAUGAAUUUGGUGUUGAGGGAUGUGUACUUGACUUCUCCGACUGGCGAGCAAUUCUGGAAGAUGAAUGAAUGCUAUAUUCGUGGCAGUACUAUCAAAUAUUGUCGCGUAGCAGACGCAUUGGUAGACAGUGUUCGUGAGCAAGAAGAGGCAGCACGCAGAGCGCGACAGGCAGCCAGUGGAGCUGGAGGAGGCAGAGGGGGAGGGAACAACGGGCCUCUUUCCGGAGGUGUUGGAUUGGGAAGUAGAGGUGGAGCGGGCGGAGGACGAGGAAGAGGCGGAGACCGAGGACGAGGAGCAAGAGGUGGACCGGAUAGGGGACGAGGCGGAAGAGGAAGGGGAGUGGCUUAGGCUGAGAAUUGAAAGCAAUCUCAGGGUACUCUUCGACAGCGAUCGACCUGGUUUUGGGUCCUCUCCGCUCAUCAACUGUCACGCACGGCUCAAGACUCUCACGCAAUCGAAUUCAAGAGGGCCACACGGUCGUAUUUUUGGCUUGCUG
This is a messenger RNA of Ceraceosorus guamensis, 800 nucleotides long. RefSeq names its product Sm-like ribonucleo protein. Gene Ontology annotation, cellular component: spliceosomal tri-snRNP complex; P-body; U6 snRNP. Bases 200 to 652 code for a protein of 150 amino acids. The record is from RefSeq and is a predicted model, not a curated record. Gene Ontology annotation, molecular function: U6 snRNA binding. The transcript has 4 exons. Gene Ontology annotation, biological process: P-body assembly; mRNA splicing, via spliceosome; spliceosomal snRNP assembly. NCBI's taxonomy places the organism in Eukaryota, Fungi, Basidiomycota, Exobasidiomycetes, Ceraceosorales, Ceraceosoraceae.